This is a messenger RNA of Morus notabilis, 735 nucleotides long. RefSeq lists its product as uncharacterized. Lineage: Eukaryota; Viridiplantae; Streptophyta; Magnoliopsida; Rosales; Moraceae. The record is from RefSeq and is a predicted model, not a curated record. The transcript has 2 exons. Bases 1 to 735 code for a protein of 244 amino acids.
AUGACGGGAGAUGCCGGGACGAACCACGGAACCCGGAUGAACGAGAACCCAUCGGCGGUCAGCAGCAUUGACUUAGCAUUUAGUGAGGACGACGCAAACAGGGUUCACUUCCCCCACAACGACGCCUUGGUGGUCGAAGCCUUGAUUGAAAAUCACACUGUGUGCCUGAUCCUGGUGGACAACGGGAGCUCAGUGGACCUUUUAUAUUCCGAUUGCCUGGAGAAGAUGGGGAUCCCGAAGGAGCAAUUGGAAAGAACCUCCCGGCCGUUGUAUGGAUUUACAGGGGACUCCGUCAUCCCCCAAGGGACAAUCCGGCUGCCCAUAACCGCAGGGGAGAAGCCUCGACAAAUCAUAAUGAUGGCUAGUUUUGUGGUACUAAAAGGAGGGUCACAAUAUAAUGCCGUAAUUGGAAGGCCGACUCUUCAGACGCUGAGGGCAGUAACCUCCAUUUACCACCAGAAGGUUAAAUUCCCCACCCCAAACGGAGUAGGUGAAAUGAAGAGCAACCACUACGAGUCUAGGGUUGCAUACUCCGAUGCCUUGCGCGGAUACGAUCAGCCAGGAAGGCAGGAGACGAGAAUGGUCAAUCAGGGCGCCGUCGAAGAUAUAGACCUAAGGGUCCUGAAGGAGGCCGUGUGGUCUCAGCCCGUCGAGCAGUUAGUAGAGAUCCAGGUCGACGAGGAUGAACCAACAAAGGUGCUGAAGAUAGGCUCAGAUUUGACCCCCACCACUUAG